Molecule: messenger RNA, 5510 nt
Organism: Oncorhynchus masou masou (cherry salmon)
Lineage: Eukaryota; Metazoa; Chordata; Actinopteri; Salmoniformes; Salmonidae
Product: solute carrier family 15 member 4-like
Exons: 9
Coding region: 361-2112 (583 amino acids)
Biological process (GO): dipeptide import across plasma membrane
Cellular component (GO): membrane
Molecular function (GO): dipeptide transmembrane transporter activity
Source: RefSeq, a predicted model, not a curated record
GAAUCACAAAUUUGUAAAAUGUAGGGAUUGACUGCCUCAGUCGCUCAAACUGUCAGUAGUGUUACGUGAAGUCGUUUAAUCUGUUCAUGUUAUUCGGGAAAAAGCACAAUUUAGACUGCUGAAUGAGCUUACAGUCACGCGCCAGUGCUGUGACAGGCAGUGUGAGUGUCAGUUUCAUUACAGUUACGCGAGUAGCUAGCUUGCUAGAUAUUCUCUUUUCUGAACACAUUGAUUUAGUGUCAGGUCGAGCAAGAAAACUGUUAGGAUAGGAGGCUAAAUGGCAGACGUUGGAACGUGUGUCACUCAUUAAAGGUUUGACGUUUUUCCAGUGAACAUUUCAAGUCAACACGUCAGCCUAAGAUGGCCAGCAGGAAUGCCAGUGAGAGCACCCCUCUUUUGGACAGCAGCUCUGUGACUGUGAACAGGCCUGUGUCAGUGUUCCAGGGCAGAAGACUGGCAUGCGCGACUAUUCUGCUGGCAGAGUCAUUGGAACGAGUGGCAUUCUAUGGCAUCACUUCCAACCUGGUCCUUUUCCUCAACAGUAGCCCAUUUUAUUGGGAGGGAACUCAGGCCAGCCAGGCACCACUGAUGUUCAUGGGGGUUACAUACCUGAUCUCACCAUUUGGUGGCUGGCUGGCUGAUGCAUAUCUGGGAAAGUUCUGGACAAUAGCUGGCAGUUUGAUCCUGUACUUUCUUGGCAUACUGUUUUUCCCAUUUAUCGCAAGUACAGAAUCCCAGAAUACCCUGUGUGGUGAUGAAAUGGCAUUUCCAGUACAACCGGCUGAGUGUUUGAGCACAAAUGGUACCCUUCCAAGCAAUGUGACCUGCCCCACACGGGCACCUUACUGCGGGCCAGUGAUCUACACUGCCCUUGUUCUCAUUGCCCUUGGUGUGGGAACAGUGAAAUCCAACAUCACUCCAUUUGGGGCAGACCAGGUAAAAGAUCGUGGCCCAGAGGCCACUCGCAGGUUCUUCAACUGGUUCUACUGGUGCAUCAACCUAGGGGCCAUCUUGUCCCUAGGUGGCGUGGCUUACAUCCAGCAGAACAUCAACUUCCAGUUGGGGUACAUCAUCCCAGCUGUGUGCCUGGGUGUCUCCUUCCUGGUGUUCCUGCUGGGGCGUACAGUCUUCAUCAACAAGCCAGCUGACGGUAGUGCAUUCACUGAUAUGUUCAAGAUCCUGGGUUACGCCUUCUGCACUGCACAGCCCAAAGAGCCCAACCUGCUACGGGCUAAACCGACUAUGCUGGACGGUGCCAAGGUGACAUAUGGAGGGAGAUUCCCUGAGGAGAAGGUGGAGGAGGUGAAAGCAAUGCUUAAAGUUCUCCCGGUGUUCUUUGCUCUUAUCCCAUACUGGACUGUAUACUUUCAGAUGCAGACAACAUAUUUCCUCCAGAGCCUACAUCUAAGGAUUCCUGACACCAGCACAGGCACCAACAGCAGUGACGGCACCCUCCAGAUCACAUUCCGCUUCCCUGCUGCCUGGCUGACAAUGUUCGACGCAGUGCUUAUUCUCAUGCUGAUCCCUCUUAAGGACAAAGUGGUGGACCCCAUCCUCAAACGCAGAGGCCUGCUGCCCUCCUCCCUCAAGAGGAUCGCAGUGGGGAUGUUCUUUGUCAUGUGGUCAGCUGUGGCGGCUGGUAUACUGGAGACAAAACGACUUGAGAUCAUCAAAUCUAAUGGCACCAUCGACCAGGUCUUUGGCGACGUCAUCUACUACGCAGCAGAUCUGCCCAUAUGGUGGCAGGUGCCCCAGUAUGUGCUCAUCGGAAUCAGCGAAAUCUUUGCCAGCAUCGCAGGUCUGGAAUUUGCCUACUCAGCCGCCCCCAGGUCCAUGCAGAGUGCCAUCAUGGGACUGUUCUUCUUCUUCUCUGGGAUUGGUUCCUUUGUGGGCUCCGGCCUACUGGCCAUCGUCUCCCUCAAGGGGAUUGGCUGGAUGUCCUCCCACAAGGACUUUGGUAACAUCAAUGACUCCCAGCUCAACUACUACUUCUUCCUGCUAGCGGGGAUCCAGUGUGUCACCCUGCUGGUCUUCCUCAUCGUGUCGGUCAAAUAUGACAAACAGAAGAGUAGUAGAGCAGGAAGCCAAAGGCUGGGCACCACUCCCUCUUGACCCCAGGACUGACCCAUGUCCAUCUGACUUCACCCUACCUGCCUUAGUGCAUUGUGGUUCGUGCCAAAACACCUCUGUGAUUUGGUAUGGGAUAGAGUUUUUAUUUUAUUUUUCCUCAAUGAGUUUGUAAGACUAUUACAUUUUAAGGCAAAAAAAUAAGUUUGGACACACCUACUCAUUCAAGGGUUUUUCUUUAUUUUUUACUAUUUUCAACAUUGUAGAAUAAUAGUGAAGUCAUCCAAACUAUAAAGAAAUAACACACAUGAAAUAAUUUCAUUGAGUAACCAAACAAGUGUUUAAACAAAUAUUUUUGAUUCUUGAAAGUAGCCACCCUUCGCCUUGAUGACAGCUUUGCACACACUUGGCAUUCUCUCAACCAGCUUCACCUGGAAUGCUUUUCCAGCAGUCUUGAAGGAGUUCCCACAUUUGCUGAGCACCUGUUGGCUGAUUUUUUUCCUUCACUCUGCGGUCCAACUCUUCCCAAACCAUCUCAAUUGGGUUGAGGUCAGGUGAUUGUGGAGACCAGGUCAUCUGAUGCAGCACUCAAUCACUCUCCUUCUUGGUCAAAUAGCAUUUACACAGCCUGGAGGUGUGUUGGUUAAUUGUCCUUUUGUAGAACAAAUGAUAGUGAGACUAAGUGCAAACCAGAUGGGAUGGCGUAUCGCUGCAGAAUGCUGUGGUAGCCAUGCUGGUUAAGUGAGCCUUGAAUUCUAAAUAAAUCACAGACAGUGUCACCAGCAAAGCACCCCCAGACCAUCACACCACCUCCUCCAUGCUUCAUGGUGGGAACCACACAUGCGGAGAGCAUCCGUUCACCUACUCUGUGUCACACAAAGACACUGGUUGGAAUCAAGAAUCUCAAAUUUGGACUCCUCAGACCAAAGGACCGAUUUCCACUGGUAUAAUGCCCAUUGCUCGUGUUUCUUGGCCUAAGCAAGUAUCUUAUUUUUAUUGGUGUCCUUUAGUAGUGGUUUCUCUGCAUCACUUUGACCAUGAAGGCCUGAUUCACGCAGUCUCCACUGAACAGUUGAGAUGUCUGUUACUUGAACUCUGAAGCAUUAAUUUGUGCUGCAAUUUCUGAGGCUGGUAAUUGAUGAACUUAUCCUCAACAGCAGAGGUAACUCUGGGUCUUCCUUUCCUGUGAUGGUCCUCAUGAGAGCCAGUUUCAUCAUGGCGCUUAAUGGUUUUUGCGACUGCACUUGAAGAAUCUUUCAAAGUUCUUAAUGUUCUGGAUUGACUGACCUUCAUGUCUUAAAGUAAUGAUGGACUGUCAUUUCUCUUUGCUUAUUUGAGCUGUUGUCAUAAAAUGGCAAGAUCUUUUACCAAAUGUGGCUAUCUUCUGUAUACCACCCAUGCUUUGUCACAAUACAACUGAUUGGCUCAAACAGAUUAAGAAGGAAAUAAAUUUGACAAAUGAACCUAACAAGGCACACCUUUUAAUUGAAAUGCAUUCCAGGUGCGCAAACCAGUCAUCAAGGCAAUGUUUGGCUACUUUGAAGAAUCUGUUUAUAAAAUGUAUUUGGUUUGUUUAACACUUUUUUGGCGGGGGGUGACUGUAUGAUUCUGUGUUAUUUCUUUAUAGUUUGGAUGUCUUCACUAUAAUUGUACAAUGUAAAACAUGAAGAAAAACCCUUGAAUGAGUGGACACACCUAAACUUUUGACUGGUACUGUACUUUUACUGUACACUCACACAUCCUCACAUGAGAUCAAGUUCAUCUUAAUGUUUAUUUAUUGUACAGUAACCUUUAUUUAAGUGAUCAUUACUGUGUCUGAACCUGUUCUAUCUGCAGAGGUCAGGUUGCCCUUGAAUACGAAUGGUGUAAUUUAUAGUCAUUUAAAACAAUUAUUUCAUGUAAGCUGCUCAAAUAACUCACUCCUGUUGUCAGAUCAGUAUGACAUUAUACAACUGAGUGGCCUUUUCACUCUGAUCAUAGAUCAAUGAACAAUUUAAAACAAACUCCCCCAGACACACCACUUUUUCAAAAACCUUCGAGGCUUCAUCGACUUGUUAUUGACUGAUCCGGUUUGUACUUGUUUGUUUGCUCUUAAAGCCUUUCUUCUUGUAGAGGAAUUGUGCCAUGUUCAGACUGUAUUGAACAUUACUCAAAAUUGUGAUUAGGGCCUUGGUGUUUGACAUUUGCGAUAUAGCUUUUUUUUUACCUUGUGGUUAUGAUUGACAUGUAGGGGUUAAAUAGAACGGGCUUUUACUAACCAUGGUACUAUGUUCAAAAUUAUGAGACCGAAUACAAUGUCAUGCUGCUCAUGUAUACAUACUUUGUUUUCAGAUUUAGAGUUGCUUAAAUAUUGAAGGUAUUUAUUGAAUUACAUUUGUCUGCUAAAUCCAUAAAUAAGGCUUAGACUUACUUUUCACUAUGCAAUGAUUUUAAAUCACUAUUUUAAUCUGAUUACAGAAAAAAAGCAAUUCCAUAUUAAAUGGAUAUAGUGCCAGCUAUUUCAACGUGUAUACCAUUUUGGUGUAUUUACCAUCAUUUACUCCUAGACUAACCACCCCUAGCCUGCAAAAGCACAACAUGGUGUUCCUGAAACGGGAUGUUCUGGGUCGUUCCCAGAACACAUUUAUUACAUUACCUGCAAACCUAAUAAUGCCGGGGAGCCUAGUGGUUAGAGCAUUGGACUAGUAACCGAAAGGUUGCAAGUUCAAAUCCCAGCGCUGACAAGGUACAAAUCUGUCGUUCUGCCCCUGAACAGGCAGUUAACCCACUGUUCCUAGGCCAUCACUAAAAAUAAGGUUUUGAUCUUAACUGACUUGCCUAGUUAAAUAAAGGUAAAAUUAAAAUAUGAACCUUAGGGUAAUGUUCUGUGGUGGUCGUUACAGAUGUUGUGCCCAAGAGUUUAAGGAAUGUUUGGAGGACAUUUCAUUUCAAACGUUUUCUGAAAAACAUUAUUUGAAUGUUUUUGGGAUGUUAACCUAAUGUUCGAUAAACCGCUUAAACUUAAUGGGAAUGUUCGCUAAUGUUCCAGGUUUUCUCAGUGUUUUGUUAAACAGCAAGAUCCACAAUGUAUUUUUGUUUGGGGGGGGCUCUGCAUUUUUUUGCUUUAUCUAGACAGUGCAAGAAGUGAAAGCUGAAAGUAAGGUAUUUUAUAAACCAAAAUCUACUCCGGGCUCAAGGGAUGUGGAAUAAUUAAUUAUUAAAGACUACCAAUACAAUUGUUCAGAAGAGUUGGCAUACUACUUUUGAGAUCUUAUGACAUAGCUGUUUACAGAUUUAUCAGGUAUGUGGCUUGAGUUUACCUUUUAGCUAUCACAUUGGAACCACUUACUAACUCCAUGACAGUUGCUGAAAACAACCAUUUUGGUCAUUAUUAUAGUGUUUGUUGGUUGAAUGGUGUUUUUUUGUGGUUUGUUUGCCAAUAAAAUCUAUUACAAUCCUUUAAA